AGGGACAGUUACCGCCCUAGCGGAGGCGCUGAUAGGCGUGGCGAUCAAGAUCGCUACGAAACUGGUCAUCGCGCCACCCGCGCACCCGACCAUUACCAGCAACCUGGUUAUUCCACAUACGCCCCAAGCCGGAGGAGACAUCUGGGUCCAAAGUCCAAUGACGGACCUCACCAACGCCAAGCCAAUGGGUUCAAUGGUCAGCGCCGCUUUGUCGCGAGACCGGCUCAUACGCGUGACCUGUUGACCGCACCUCGCCGCGAGACCACGCCGGAGCAGCUCCAAGGCAUGAACGCUUAUGGCCAGGAACGCUUUCAUGAGGUUGACUCGAGCAGCGAUGAGGACGACGAUGGAGAAGUCGAUCUCAUCGACCUUACAAAUGGCUCAUUUGAUGAAAUCGCUGAUCAGGCUGCCAAUGACGACGCCGAAUCCCAGCUACCGCGAAAGCGUGUCAAGCUCAACGCAACCGUUGCGGACGACGUCCCGAAAUGGUCGAACCCUGACCCUUACACGGCACUUCCACCGCCAGAGACACUUGGGGCUCCAAAGAAGGACAUCGUAGAGGUCAUUCGCAAAGCCAGAAACGAAGCAAAAGCAACUUCCUCAAACAAGAACGAAAUCCAGGAUAAUGUCGACUUUAUCUCUUUUGACCUUGACUUCACAGGUGAUAGCGGGUUAGAAAGGACUUCGAUGGCGGUAGACCUUGUAGCCGGCAUGGUAAAAGAGAGCAGAACCAGAAAGCGGAAGCGUCAAGCGCACCAAGGAAAGCUGUUGGGGGACAUUAUCGACGAAUGGGAGCCGAAUGAGACGGAUCCGACUCCAUGGUGCAGAAGCGCUCCAGCUCGGCACGGCAAUGCAGGCUUGAGGCUACACAAAGAAAUUUGUGACUUCUUCAACUAUGUCCAGCCCAAGAAUUUUGAAGAGGAAGCUCGCCGUGACCUCAUUUCACGUGUUGAGAGAGCAAUCCUGACGUCGAACAUCGCGGGCAGCCAUGGCACCAAAAUCCAUUGUUUUGGCUCCUUUGCGGCAGGCCUCUACCUUCCAACUGCUGACAUGGAUUUGGUUGCAAUCUCGUCGACAUUCCAGCAGCAAGGCUUGCGCACCGUAGGCCAGAGUGGAACCCAAAUGCAUAGGCUCAGUGCACACCUGACCAGAAGCGGAGUCGCCGCUGCAGGGUCUGUGCAGGUCGUCCUCCACGCAAAGGUACCGAUUGUCAAAUUUAUCGACAAGAAGACCGGUAUCAAAGUCGACAUAUCAUUUGAGAACAGGACCGGUAUCGUAGCAAACAAGACGUUUCAAGAAUGGAAGGUACUUUAUCCCGCGAUGCCCGCGAUUGUGGUGCUCAUCAAGCAGCUUCUGGCGAUGCGCGGUCUUAACGAAGUCUUCAGUGGCGGCAUCGGUGGCUUCACCACCAUCUGCCUGGUCGUCAGUAUGAUGCAGCAUAUGCCAGAGUUGCAGAGCGGAAGCAUGGACCCAAAUCUGCAUUAUGGUGAACUCCUAAUGAACUUCCUCGAUCUAUACGGCAACCGGUUCGAUAUCAGACAUGUCGGCAUCGAACUUAGUCCACCCCGCUACUUCGACAAGCAGCGUGAGCCUAUGCCUAAGCAGAAUGGGCAACGACUGACGGUGGUUGACCCGAACAACUCACAGAAUGACAUUUCUGGUGGCUCGCGGGAGAUUGAGUCUGUGCUCGACUGCUUUCGCCAAGCGUACGCCCUUCUGGAGAACCGGCUCGAGGACGUCGAGGAAGGAGAGGAUCACCGCAGCAUCCUUGAGUGCGUAUGGGGCGGCAACUACACCUCAUUCGAGGCGCAGCGGGAGAAGCUCGGGAAGCUC
This is a messenger RNA of Baudoinia panamericana UAMH 10762, 1833 nucleotides long. RefSeq lists its product as uncharacterized. The transcript has 4 exons. The record is from RefSeq and is a predicted model, not a curated record. Gene Ontology annotation, molecular function: mRNA binding; poly(A) RNA polymerase activity. Lineage: Eukaryota; Fungi; Ascomycota; Dothideomycetes; Mycosphaerellales; Teratosphaeriaceae. Gene Ontology annotation, cellular component: TRAMP complex; nucleolus. The annotation marks the transcript as partial. Gene Ontology annotation, biological process: RNA 3'-end processing.